AUGGACAAGGGUUUAGUAACAGGAGCUGUUUUUCUUGACCUGGCUAAAGCCUUUGAUACUGACGACCAUUCUCUUUUAUUUGAAAAGCUUGCCUCAUCUGGUCUCUCCAAUGAUUCUGUCAACUGGUUCAAGUCAUACCUAAGCAAUAGAAAUCAACUUACCGCCCUGGCUAACACUGUUUCCUCCUUCAAACACGUUCCUGUCGGAGUUCCUCAAGGUAGUGUUUUGGGUCCACUACUAUUCCUUAUUUUUCUUAAUGAUUUGCCUUAUUGUAUCAACCAUUGUGAAAUAUCCUUAUACGCUGACGACACUGUGAUAUACCUUUCUUCAAACAAUGCUUGCGAUCUUGAAAUGAAGUUAAAUUCCGAUCUAAAACACCUAUGCAGAUGGUUUAACGACAAUCUUCUGACACUUAAUGUCUCCAAGUGUAAAUUUAUAAUUUACGGAAGUUCUCGCAAAGUUGCAAAAUUUAACAAUGUUUCCAUCACGGUUAAUGAUUCCAUACUUGAUAGAAUUGACUCCUUCAAAUACUUAGGAGUUACAAUUCAACAAAACUUAACCUGGUCAGAACAUAUCGACAACAUCAGCAAGAAGUUUAAUCAACGCCUUGGUCUCAUUCGCCGCAUAAAAUUCUUACUCCCUAUUCAAGCCAGACUCACCCUCUACAACAGCCUAGUCCUCCCUCUAUUGGACUACAGUGAUAUCGUGUGGGGAGAUAAAAACAACUCCACUCUAAUGAACCACCUUCAAGUUCUGCAACAUAACGCUGCGAGACUUAUCCUUGAUCUUCCUCGCCAUUCCUCCGCUACCGAAGCCCUUGAAACUCUAGAGUGGAAACCCCUUUAUCUACGUCGAAAAUACCACCGUUGUAUCUCCGUCUUUAAAUGUCUUAACCAUCUAGUCGACUUUGAUUUUAACCUUACCAUAAUCUCCCGUAUACAUAGCCAUAAAACACGCCAGAAUAACAACAACUACUACCUUCCACGCCCACGUACGAAUUGGGGAAAACAGCAAUUCACUUAUCACUCAGUAUCGGAAUGGAACUCAUUACCUAUUGAACUGAAACAAUCUACUAAUCUUAAUCUCUUUAAAUCCAAACUAAAACAAUUUAUCUAAUUAAGUUGAACAAUUUAUCUAAUUAAGUUGAGUUUUUUUCUAACUAUGAAGUAUAAUUAUAUAUAAUCCACUUGUAAAUAUUUUAUAGUUUUUAAAUAAGCAUAGUAUAGUUUACCAUGUAUAAUAUAGAUAUAUAUUACAGGACCUCCCUGAAAAACACUUCGGUGCAUAUUAUUAUUAUUAUUAUUAUUAUUAUUAUUAUUAUUAUUAUUAUAGUGACUGGAGCAUGCUAACUGUUAUACAUGAAAAGGGCCAUUAUGAGAGCUUAUACUAA
Messenger RNA from Paramuricea clavata, 1390 nucleotides. NCBI's taxonomy places the organism in Eukaryota, Metazoa, Cnidaria, Anthozoa, Malacalcyonacea, Plexauridae. The record is from the annotation of a GenBank genome assembly.